Daphnia magna is the source of this 5164-nucleotide messenger RNA. RefSeq names its product extracellular sulfatase Sulf-1 (gene Sulf1). Bases 576 to 4088 code for a protein of 1170 amino acids. The record is from RefSeq and is a predicted model, not a curated record. Lineage: Eukaryota; Metazoa; Arthropoda; Branchiopoda; Diplostraca; Daphniidae. Gene Ontology annotation, molecular function: glycosaminoglycan binding; N-acetylglucosamine-6-sulfatase activity. The transcript is spliced from 11 exons.
GCCUUCAGUACGUUUUUGGCUGUCGGUCCAUCGUGUCCGCAGCUGUGGUUAAACCGGCCGCGAGUCACGUUUUUCUUUUUUUAUUUUUUGUUCGAGGACGAAAUUUCAUUGAAUUUUUAGAAACUACUAUUUUACUUGAAUAUUUUAUGCAGAAAUAUUUUGCUUGUUACGAAAUAUCUUUGAGUUGUUCUGUUUAACUUGUUCCUCACUUGUUUCCACCGAUGUUUGAUUUUAUCGGGUGAGGAAUUUGUUGUUGCGUUAUCGAAAGGGGGGAAUCAAACGACAGAAAAACACGACGAUUGAACCGAGUGUGUCUGUGUCAUGCCCUCGUGUGCCCAGUUGUUGCUGACCGACUGAAUUUCUUCUCAGUAAGGUUUCGCGCAGCGGAGCAGAAUUUUGUUUUACCUUAACCGCGUCCCAUUGGAGGCGAUGAGGAGCUGGAUGAGGAGAGAAGAGUCAUAAAAAGCAAAUAAAUAUUCCACCACAAACGAAAGCCACAAUCGGUGUGUGUGUGUGUGUGCGUGUGAAGAGAGGAGUUGUUCUUCUUCAUCUGAGACUCGCACACGAAAAGAACGAUGAAUAUGCGCACGGCCGUUUGGAGUUUAUGGGCGAUAGUCUUCUUUUAUGGAAGCUGCCAAGCUGUCGAUGAAGGUGAACGUCGAGGCGGAAGAAAACGGAAUCGGGGCACGGGUGCUUCAGCCUUUCGCCCCGAACAGACUAGUCCAUCGAAUCACGGUCGUAACCUUCCUAUGCCCGAUGACCCACUGUUCACCGACCAACGAGAAAUCCGGCUCUCUUUCCCGAAGGAGCGAUUGUGGAGCUCGAGUGGAUCGGUCGACUCUUCUAGGAAGAAGGCGACCACGACAACGAGUCAUAACAACAAGAAGAAGCCGUCCAAGUCUAGCGGUGGUGGCCAUUCAUCGGAUAAUUAUUUUGGCUCGCGAAAGACCGGCUCCGAGUCGUCAACAAAAACAAACCCUAAGAAGCCCAACAUCAUCUUGAUAGUGACGGACGACCAGGACGUUGAACUUGGCUCACUCGACUACAUGCCUAAAACUCGGGCCAUUCUUAAAGAGGGCGGGGCUUUUUUCCCAAAUUCUUUCGUCUCGACGCCCAUGUGCUGCCCGUCAAGAAGUUCCAUGCUCACCGGACUGUUCGUCCACAAUCACGGCGUCUUGACAAACAACGAGAAUUGCUCAUCAGCCUAUUGGCAAGCGGAGCACGAGCCGAGGACGUUUGGCGCUUACUUGGCCAGCGCUGGAUAUCGAACGGGCUAUUUUGGUAAAUACCUCAACAAAUACAACGGCAGUUACGUCCCGCCUGGAUGGAGAGUGUGGGCCGGUCAAGUCAUGAAUUCACGAUACUACAACUACACCAUUAACUUCAACGGCCAAAAGAUCAAACACGGCGCCGACUACCAGACGGAUUAUUAUCCCGACUUGAUCACCAACGAUUCCAUUAGUUUCCUGCGUGAGUCUAAACAACACUACGACCAUCAGCCUUUCCAUUUGGUGAUGAGUUUCCCGUCGCCUCACGGUCCCGAGGAUUCCGCUCCCCAAUAUGCGGACAUGUUUUUCAACGUGACUAGACACCGAACGCCGAGCUACGAUUUCGCGCCCAACCCAGACAAGCAAUGGAUCCUCCGCUGGCUGGGCAAAAUGAAACCCGUUCACCAUCGCUUCACCGAUUUGCUCAUGACGAAACGGCUCCAGACGCUGCAGAGCGUCGACGAAGCUGUCGAGAAAAUCUUUAGCGAGUUGGUGGCGCUCGGCCAAUUGGAAAAUACCUACAUCUUUUACACGUCCGAUCACGGCUAUCAUCUUGGACAGUUUGGACUGAUCAAAGGCAAGUCGUUCCCGUUCGAGUCUGACAUUCGAGUCCCAUUUUUGGUUCGCGGGCCGGGCGUCGGACGCGGCCGGGUGGUCCAAAGUCUGAUUGGCAACGUGGAUUUGGCUCCGACGUUUCUCGAGAUUGCCGGUGUUCCCGUGCCACCGCACAUGGACGGCGCCUCCAUUUUUCGUUUCUUUCAAAAGGAGAAGGUCAAAAGCCGAACGCCCUGGAGGGACACGUACUUGAUCGAGCGAGGCAAAAUGCCACCCGCGCACUUUCCGAAACUCAACGUCGUCGAAGAUGUUCCCAAUAGCAACGAAGGAGCUGAAGGCGACGAUGCUGACGGAGUGUCGGUCGAGUACUCUCCGCCGCGAGGCAAAUUCGAAAGAUGGGCCGUCGAGUGCCGCAAGCCUCAAUAUCAGAGCCCGUGCAGUGGCUUCCAAAAGUACGAGUGUCUCUUUGUGGACGAACGAUGGCGCAUGAAAAAAUGCCGGACAAGCGUCCAGCCACAUCACAAACUGGCCAAGAAGAAAUGGUGUCAAUGCAAAGCCCUUUCCAAGUAUCGACUCAGCAAAUUGGAGCCGGAAGAGAGGAGGAUGCAGCGAGCCUUUCUCAAAGAGCACACGAGACACGUGGAUUGGCGCGGAUACCGGCCGCGUUUCCUCAAAACGGUGGCCGGCAAAAAGAAGUUCCACAGGAAUAAUAACCGACACAAACGCGAAGAGGCUGCCGCCGCCGCCGCCGCAACAGCUGUCGAGACGGCUGCCUCAUCCGCGGAAGGAAGUGUUUUGCGCGAUGUUGCAGAAGACGAGCUGGAACAAGUCGAGCUCAUCAUGGAAGACAUUUCUGAUGAGAUUUCUGAUCUUGAGGCUCUAACGGAAGCGAGAAACGUUUCCAGCAACACGGAAGCCGCAAUCCUUGAUCCGGUAACGGUGGCACCGUCUACGGCGGCUGGAUCACCGAGUGGCGACGACAAAAGUGCACCGCAGCUGAACAACAGCGAUGGUAAACUCAACUGUCAAAUAGUUGGCCAGUCGCGAAUCAAUUGCAGCAGCGAAGUGUACAGCGAUCCAGCUACUUGGCGGUUAAGUCGCGACUUCCUGGAACAACAAAUCCGCAUCCUACGUGUCCAGUUGGAUGAACUGAAAGUCAUCCGGAAGCACUUGAGGGCAAUGAGGCCGAUGAUGGGCGUUGAUAAAUCCUAUUCGGCCAAUAACAAACGGGCGAGUUCAAAAACUACGGGCUCGUCUCUGUUUGACUGGUCGUCACCGCCCUCCAAGCGGACGGAAUUGAAUAGCAGCACGGGUGCGUCAGACCUCGCCGGAAGCGUGGGCCGAAGGAAACAUCGUCCUAAAAUCGCACAAUUAACGGACGAUGCCGAAGACGACCACGAAGAAGAAGAGGUCGUUGACGAAGAUGACGAUGAUGAAGACGAGGAUGAAUCGACUGCCGAUCCAGUAGAAAGCACAAUUGAAGUGACCAUCUACGACAAUCGUAAAAUCAAGCCUUCAAACAAUGCCGGACGGAUUGGGAUGUGCCCUUGUGUGGAUGUCAAUUGGUCGUCUCGCAGUCGUGAGGCUCGCAAAGAGGAGCGUUUGAUUCGGCAAGCGAAUCGCCGUAAGAUAAAAGAGGAACGACAAAAGCGACGCCAAAAGAAGUUGAGUCGCAAACGAGCCAUGAUCGAAUCGCACAAUGGCCAGUGCAGCUAUGAAAAAAUGAAUUGCUUUAGCCACGAUAAAGAUCAUUGGAGGACGGCCCCCUUAUGGAACGACGGCCCCUUCUGCGUUUGCAUGAACGCCAACAACAACACGUACUGGUGCGUUCGUACGCUCAACACGACUCACAACUCGCUCUAUUGUGAAUUCAUUACCGGCUUCGUCACCUACUACGACAUGCGCAUCGAUCCUUACCAACUGCGCAACAUCGCCCACACCUUGUCUGAAAAUCAAUUGGCCUUUUUCCAUCAGACGCUCGAAAAAUUGCGCGUUUGUAAAGGGGCCGACUGUUUCGUCAACACUCAUCCGUCGGCCGCUAAAUUGCUGUCCGCAACUAAUGAUGGUGGUGAUGGUCGUGCUAGCAAAUCCGAUCCGGAAGAAAGCAAAAAUGCUAGUUAUCACCUGCAAAGUAGUCAUGUGCUCGACAAUGGUCGGUUGGGCAAAGUCAAACCGAGACGUGACGGAUACUGGCGCCGGUCGAAGCGGCGAGAAAGGCAGACGCCAGAUGUUAUUGCGUCAUCCAACGCCGCCGCCGCCGUGUGAUUGAUCUCGUCCCUCACAGCUUCUCUUUUACUCUUCCUGGACAAAGUUCACUAACUACCCCCUGAGAGAUUGUUAUAGGACACACACACACACACAGAUGGAUAUAAAAGAGCAGCGAGACUCGACGACUGUUUACAUCCAUGUCCUUUUUCGGGAAAAUGGAUGUUUUUUUUUUUUUUCUUUAUUUUUCUUUACAAGUUUCUGUUUUUGUUGUUUUCUCGCCGGAUCGUUUAUAUCCUCUAGAUGUUUAUCGUUCGCGGUUUUCUGUACAGCAGAUGAAAGAUCAUUCUCAGUCGUCCCGUGUUUAAAGCGGGAACAAAGUGCCAACGUCACAUUUUCUUGCCGACGAAUGAGAAUUCGAUUUAGUAUUGACUUCUUUUUCCCUCUCCCCCCUUUUUUUAUUGAAUGAAAUUGUUUGUUUUUCUUUUUAAAUUUAGUUGAAUUUUUUUUUUAUCAUUUUGUUUACAAACUCAGAAAAAUGCGAGAAGAAAGGAGGAAAAAUGUUGUUUUGUUAUCGAAUUUAUUUGAUUUUUUUUUUGUUUCGCCCUCAAAUGUUUUGACUUGUGUUAGCCUCGCCUUUGACUCGCGGCCACACACGAAAAGAAAUUUCGAUAUAUUUCCUCCCGUAUUUCUCGUUAUUGAGCGUCAUUUUAUGUGUGUUGUACUGCCAGAAAUGUACUCCCGGAUGUCGUUAGGUGGCUCUACCAUCUGGAAUUUUGUUUUUAUUUCGCUUUGCUUACCUUUUCCGCGUAAACACGGUAAGGGAAAGCAAAUGAGAAACAAACAAACCGGAACGCGAUGGCCUAAUUGCCGUUUCAGACCUUUCCAUGAAUUUCUUAUCUAGAUGUUUCAAACUUAAAGGAUGUGUUCAUGAGCCGCUUCUGUUGACUCUCUGUGUAGCUGUGGUUUUCUUUAUUGAAUUUUCUAUGUUUAAAUGAUGUGAAUACUCCGUCAUCUCUAUUGCCAUUCAUAUUUUCAAAUUCAUUUUUUGUCGUAAAGUGUUUUUAUGUCGUUGAUUAAACACGGAAAUCACCGAGAAUACAUUGACUAUUUAUUUGCGUUAUGCUGAUAUUAAA